CGGCGGGGGCGGUGCGGCGGGGACGGGCCCGGGGCGGUGCGGCGGGAGCCGGGCCCCGAGUGAGCAGCGGGGCGGCGGAGGGGAGCGGCGCCAUGUCCCUCGGCGCGCCCGCCGGCACCGACGCCUGCCUGAGCAUCGUGCACAGCCUGAUGUGCCACCGGCAGGGCGGGGAGAACGAGACCUUCGCCAAGAGAGCCAUCGAGAGCCUGGUCAAGAAGCUGAAGGAGCGGAGGGACGAGCUCGAGUCGCUGCUCGCUGCCGUCACCACCAGCGGAGCCCACCCGAGCAAGUGCGUCACCAUCCAGCGCACCCUGGACGGGCGGCUGCAGGUGGCUGGCAGGAAAGGCUUUCCCCACGUCAUCUACGCGAGGCUGUGGCGCUGGCCGGACCUGCACAAGAGCGAGCUGCGGCCGGCAGGGUUCUGCCGCUUCGCCUUCCACCUGAAGCAGGACACUGUCUGCGUCAACCCCUACCACUACGAGCGCGUCCUGGCCCCCGCCGCCGGUUUGAGCAUCUCAAGCACAGGUGAGACCCUGGCGCGGGGCCGGCUGGGAGCACCCCCAGAGCCAGCGUCCCCCCCCGGCAGCGGGUCCCCGUGUCCCCCAUGGUCUCCGGUGUGUGUGGUCCCCCCUCGCCCAGUGUCCCCCCCGCGCCUGGUGAAGGAGGAGUUUGUCCAUGACUGUGUGCAGAUGGAGAUGACGCCCGGCCGGGAGCAGGGCGGCAAAGGGGCUCCAUGCCUGCCCCCCACCGAGGGUUACCAACAGCAGCUGCCCCCCCUGCAGCUGCCCAAGUGCCCCCAUGUGCCUACCAGCUUCUGCCCCACGCUGCCCAUGGCACCCCCAGUGGCUCCUGGUGGCUCCCUGCCGCCGCUGCCCCACGGCGAGAGGUUGCUGCAGGUCGCCUGCUCCACACCAGCCCCGGCACAGCCCUCCCCGCAGAACGGCUGCCCCAAACCCCCCUGCCACAUGAGCUGGACCAGAGCAGGAAUCUACACUGAGCCACAGCCAACCCCCACAGCACCUCCCAGCACCCAGGGCCACCCACGGUCCCCACUGCACCACCCCAACCACUACUGGCCCCCACAGCAGCACUAUGCACCCUACCAGCAGCCAGUGUCCACCCACCCCGGGCCGGAGUUCUGGUGCUCCAUCGCCUACUUUGAGAUGGACGUGCAGGUGGGGGAGACCUUCAAGGUGCCCUCCAGCUGCCCUGCGGUCAUCGUGGAUGGCUACGUGGACCCCUCGGGGGGGGCUCGAUUCUGCCUGGGGCAGCUCUCCAACGUGCACCGCACCAGCGCCAGCGAGAGGGCACGGCUGCACAUCGGGAAGGGGGUGCAGCUGCAGUGCCGAGGCGAGGGCGAUGUCUGGCUGCGCUGCCGCAGCGCCCACGCACUCUUCGUCCAGAGCUUCUACCUAGACCGCCAGGCUGGCAGGGCCCCUGGCGACGCCGUCCACAAGAUCUACCCCGGGGCAUACAUCAAGGUCUUUGACCUGCGGCAGUGCCACCGGCAGAUGCAGCAACAGGCGGCCACUGCCCAGGCUGCCGCCGCCGCUCAAGCCGCCGCCGUUGCCGGCAACAUCCCGGGGCCCGGCUCGGUAGGAGGCAUCGCUCCGGCUGUGGGGCUGUCGGCAGCAGCAGGCAUCGGCGUGGACGACCUGCGGCGUUUGUGCAUCCUGAGGCUCAGCUUCGUCAAGGGCUGGGGGCCAGACUACCCCCGGCAGAGCAUCAAGCACACCCCGUGCUGGAUUGAGGUACACUUGCACCGAGCCCUGCAGCUGCUGGACGAAGUCCUGCACACCCUGCCCAGCGCCGAGCCCGGCCCCCUGCGCUGAGCCCCCUCCCGUAACUUAACUUUUGUAAGAAAAAAAACAAAUCCGAAAAAAGUGGAAAGCACCGAAAAA
Molecule: messenger RNA, 1901 nt
Organism: Pogoniulus pusillus (Red-fronted tinkerbird)
Lineage: Eukaryota; Metazoa; Chordata; Aves; Piciformes; Lybiidae
Product: mothers against decapentaplegic homolog 4-like
Exons: 11
Coding region: 93-1832 (579 amino acids)
Biological process (GO): regulation of transcription by RNA polymerase II; anatomical structure morphogenesis; BMP signaling pathway
Cellular component (GO): heteromeric SMAD protein complex
Molecular function (GO): I-SMAD binding; RNA polymerase II cis-regulatory region sequence-specific DNA binding; DNA-binding transcription factor activity, RNA polymerase II-specific
Source: RefSeq, a predicted model, not a curated record